UAGUUAAUAAAAUCGAUAUCUUCAUGUUGUUAUGUGUAUUUCUUAUCAGGGAAUGUGAUAAUCAGUAAUGUAUACACAGAUGGCCUUGAUCGCCCUUGUAUGCAUAUUUUCAGACAUGAUAACGAGGCUCACGGCUAUGACAUCACUUGUGUUACCAGCUGUAUAUUCUCAGUGGUAAUACUAUAUAGAUAAUACAGAAAUGCCAUGAGUAUAGGGUUCCAUUCAUGUCUCAUAUUACAUCCAUGUUUUAUUUUUAUGUAAAAGCAAGUCUUCACGUAGUAGAAUUAUUUAAAAGUAAGAAGUAAUUAUUUUUUAUUUCGUAAAUAUAAGUGUAAAUAUGCCGUAUUGUGUGGUUUACGGUUGCAAUAGCAAUUCUCAAUGUGACAAAAAUAUAUAUUGGUUUACUUUUCCGAAAGAUUCUCAGAGAAAUCGUGCUUGGGUUCACUAUUGUAAACGACAGGAUUUUACACCGUCUAAGCACAGCAGAAUUUGUUCUAAACAUUUUACCCUAAAUCAGUAUAGCAGGCACCCUGAAAGACUUUCAGAAUUGGGAUAUCCGGGUGCAAAGGCAGCUCUAAAAGAUGACGCCAUGCCCGACAUUCCUGUAGUUGUAGAUGCAGAAAAAGGACCAUCUUCUCCUAAAAAGCCUAGGUCGGCCUUCGAAAAAAGACAGAAACGUCAGGUUCUUCAAGAGGCCUUUAAUGAAUCAUUAGAUAAGUCCGUUGACUCCAUUGACACUGAAACUGAAUCGCCACCCGCACCUGACAGUAUGGAGAUUCAGGAAGAGGUAGAAAUUCCGGUAGAUAUACCAAAAACAUUUGUGUCAAAAUCUUUUAACACCGAUUACACAAACAUGAAAAUACAGAAAAAUCAAACAGAUCCCAUUCCGCAGAGAACUUCAACUAGAAGAAACCAAACAUUAAAACCCAAGAGAAAGUCUAAAGGCAUUCAGUGUAACCCUUCAGAUAUUGAUUCAGCAAGUAAAGUCGCCACAUCGAAGACAAGAACGAUAAUCGGAAAAAUUACAAGCAGUAGCCUUGCACCGGCAGCGACCGAACAAAACAAGGAUGACAAUGAUGAGAUUGAUGAUGAUGAAGAUGAUGUAGAUGCAUAUGAUAAUGAUCCGGAUUAUAUUUAUAACGAGUCCGAGGAAGAAGAUGGAGACGACGAGUAUGGAUCUGACGAUGAGGAAGAAACAAGCAAUUACAGAAUGGAAGAAUGUAAUGAUCCAGUUGAAGAAAAUUACUAUCAGUAUGUAGAGAGUGUAACAAUCGAUGCAUUCCAAUUAUUGAAUUCAGUAGAGGGACAAUGA
This is a messenger RNA of Mytilus trossulus (common blue mussel), 1312 nucleotides long. RefSeq names its product transcription initiation factor TFIID subunit 11-like. The transcript is spliced from 3 exons. The record is from RefSeq and is a predicted model, not a curated record. Lineage: Eukaryota; Metazoa; Mollusca; Bivalvia; Mytilida; Mytilidae. The coding region runs from base 338 to 1312 and encodes 324 amino acids.